GCACGGCUCAUCGUCGGAGACACAUACGUACAGAGGGAGAGAGAGGGGCGGCGAGCCGCAUCAGCGCUGCCGCUGCGUACAAAACAAACCAUCCGUGUGUCAACAGACAACUGGCAGCGUUUCCCCAGCGGUCCUGUUGGAUUUACUGUGGCGUCUGCUGCAGCUGAAGGAGGCAGACUAAAGCUGGUAGAGCCACUGCAGCAGAAAGGUCAGGAGCGGAGGAUAGAGUCCGCGGAGCCAGGAGGCACAGGGACCCCGUCCGAACACCGGGACCCCGCCCGCCCCGCCGCAGCUUCCACCACAGCUGGAGCUCUCCGACGGUCAGCUGUCAUCCAGGCACCUCUCCUGCUCUGUGCCCCUGAAUCACUCGAGGUCGGCCUCCACCAAAGGCACCAGCAACGAUAUGUUCCCUCACUGGUUUCUCACCACUCAACACAACAAUGGAGUUUUGUAGAUGCCAAAGAGGGAGUUGAGGGAAGACCCAUCUGGUGAAGAGUGAAUGAAAAAAGGACGGAGAGGAGGAAAAACAAGCAAGAGGCAAAGGAGGAGAAGAAAAACUCCAACAGAGGUGAACACAAGGGAAACAGAAGCAGGAGAAAAGGGAGGGUGGGGAAGAUGUGAAGAGCUCCAUGAAAGAGGAGAGACGGAGUCGAGGAUAGAUAGAAACAGGAAGUGUUAGAGGGAGGAAGCACACUAAGUCCUGAAAGAGACGGACAGGAUUGAAAGUGAAAGAGAGGAAGCCACGCAGGACAGAGAAGCUGGAAGCUUGGGAGAGGUAGGAAGGGAAAGCGAAGGGCUGGCUGAGGGAGGGAAGAAACAUCUGGAUGGUCUCCACAGCGACGGCCAGCAGGUUACCCCCCCUCCGAAGAUGGCCUCCAACUUCAACGACAUCGUCAAGCAGGGCUACGUGCGCAUGCGCAGCCGCAAGUUGGGGAUCUAUCGGCGCUGCUGGCUGGUUUUCAAGAAGUCAUCUAGCAAAGGACCUCGUCGUCUGGAGAAAUACCCUGACGAGAAGUCUGCCUACAUCAGAGCCUUUCCCAAGGUGACAGAGAUUAGCAACGUGAAGAAUAUCACACGGUUGCCUCGAGAUACCAAGCGGCAGGCAGUGGCUAUUGUGUUUACAGACGACACCUCACGCACCUUCACCUGUGAAUCAGAGCUUGAAGCAGAGGACUGGUUUAAGACGCUGUCAAUUGAGUGUCUGGGCACACGGCUCAAUGACAUUAGUAUGGGGGAGCCUGAUCUCCUGGCUGCUGGAGUGCAGUGUGAACACACAGAACGCUUCAACGUGUUCCUCCUCCCCUGUCCCAACCUGGACAUCUAUGGGGAGUGCAUGAUGCAGAUAACCCACGAGAACAUUUACCUGUGGGACAUUCACAACCCUCGCACCAAGCUAGUCACCUGGCCACUCUGCUCCCUGCGGCGCUACGGACGUGACGCUACCCGCUUCACCUUCGAAGCCGGCCGGAUGUGUGACAGCGGUGAAGGCCUCUACACCUUCCAGACCAGAGAGGGGGAGCAGAUCUACCAGAGGGUUCACUCCUCUACACUGGCUAUCGCAGAGCAGCACAAGAAGGUCCUGCUGGAGAUGGAGAAAAACAGCAGGUUGAUGUCUAUGGGUUCAGAGCCUGGCUCCUACCCCUGCACCCCCACCGCCAUCCUGCCCCGGUCCGUCUACUGGCACCACAUCACUGGAAACCAGACAGGUGAUGCUGCAGAAGACGACUUGCUGUCCUCCUGCCUGCCUCCUGACCGCCAUGCCACGCUGCCCAUGGCAAACACACAUGCACAGUCCCAGCCGCACAUACACACACACUCCCCAACACACUACCCCACCUACCCUGGACAGUGACACAUACACACGGAAGAAGAUGUGGACAGACACAAACACACACGUACCCACAUGCAUGCAGGCACAAACAAUUCACACACACUGAAAGAAACACACAGUCCCUCCUCAUAUUAGUUUCACAGCCCAACGUUACACCUCACAGGAGAUGUUGGAGGUGGAAAUAACACUGGCCAACAGACCAUGCUGAAUGCAGAAAGCAGGAGAUGAAAACUAAAUUCAGCAAAAGACUUCAAGGAGAUGGAGCUUCCUUACACGACUGCAGCUCCUACGAUUCCACAGUAGACGGGGAAUAUUUGACGUUUUUCCACACUCAGGAUGAGAAACUCUGGCAGAUUGGUAUAUGUUGCCUACUGUUUAAAGUAAGGACUGAAGGCUCUCAGUAUGAUUUAAACUACCUAGGUUGUAUUAUAUAUUGUGCAGUUUCCACCUGUUCUGAAUGGCCACUCUCCAAAAGGGUGAAACGCCUUGAAGAACAAUUUGUGGGGAUUUUUUUGUGUCAAUGUCUCGGUUUUGCGGAACACAUGAAAAAUGAUUUUAUGAUUUUACUAUAGUGUACAUAUAUAAAAACAUUUUAACAAUGAAUUUUACGGGUCCAUGAAUUCUGAAUAAUUACCUAAUCAUUUUCACUAGGAAGUUCCAUGGAGAGACGUAUGUAAUUUGGUCCUAAUAAUAGGGAAAAUAGGAAUUUCCUUAAAAGAAAUGCACAAUUGAAAGUCAAGUAAAUAUUAACAUAUUAAUCAUUCAUAAUUGGACACUUUAGCGACUAAAAUCUGUAGAAUUGUUGUCAGUAUUCAUGAGUAAAACCUAGUGCAACAACAUGAAUGCCUUUAGGGAGAAACUGUCAAAAUGUGCAUCAAUUUCAUAUUUUGUAUGACUUAUUCAGAACAGAUAUAAACACUUUUGCAUUGUAUUUAAUGAUACAUCAUAAAACCUAGUUCAUUUGAGGCAAAUUAAAGUCUUUUCAUAUAAACCUAUCUUGUUACCAAGCUACCUGGAUAGAUUUGGAAGAUUUUUAAAGUGGAAUUUAAAAUUCAAAUGUUUUAAUAUAAUGUAUAUACAGUAGACUAGCAAUGCUGGAUCUGAUGUUGUAGCUUGAGUUUCUCAUCCCAAGAGUGACACAAUUUCCAAAUGGCUGCCAUGGGAUUCACGUCAAUAGGGCCCAGUGUGUUACAUUGAAUACUGCGUGGAGCAGGACUGCAUGGUGCCUUAAUAGCACCACAUGGACUGUGCUAUCCUUGGAAUUACACUGACUUCUAGGAUUCCCUUGUGGAACGUUCCCAGUGUCAGCGGAUACAUUUGUCUGAAGAACACUUGACAAUUGCACUGUCCGCGUCUGGAUCAUUGCCUUUGAUUUUGCUGAUAACUGAUGUGACUUUGCCGUUACUGGAUCUGUUCGCUGUGCUGAGGUUCUGAAACUUUGGAAUGAAACUGUGAUCGAUUCAUUUUUAUGGAUUGGAUCCUGUACUCAACUGGAUAUUCACCCUCAGAGCUUCAGACGUUCUCUGGGAUGUAUCCUAGUACACCUCCUAGUAGCCACAUGCUUCUAUUGAGCUAUAUUUGCACAACCUUUUUAUUUUCUUAGGUUAUUCAAGGGUUAUAAGUGGAAGAGGGCGUUACAGUGUCGAAGGUCAACAGAGAGGGAUUUUUUGAAAGCCCAUACUGAUGAUACAUUUAGAUUGUACCCGCCAAUAACUGAUAUUCAGUGUCUUUACAUAUGACCCCUUGAAUGCCAGAUAUUAUUUUUUUCCUAAUAAUUUAUUUAUUACUUAAAAUACAAAACACUAAACACUGAAAUGGUAAAUUCUCUACUGAAACACAAGAGAAGAAUAGAAAAACAUUGGCAUCCACAGACUCUCUAAAGGGCGUAGGUGGAAAUGAUAUGGGGGCAUCUCUUCCUCCCAAAGGGUAAGGAAUUAUUGCAAGGAAUAUUUGAGCCAACCUGAAGGGCACUUGGACCACUAAAGUACCCUAUAAUGUGACAACAGGGAAGAAAUUAACCAUGAAAGAGAAGUCCUGAUAUUAUAACAGUGUAAUCAGCAGACAUAAGGGUUCCUUUAGCUUCAUAUAUGCGGCCUAUUUUAAACCUUUGUGUUGCUUGCACUCAGUCAAACUAGUCUGGGAGACUUGGAUUUCAAUUCAGUUUUUGCCCAUAAUUU
Cottoperca gobio is the source of this 4008-nucleotide messenger RNA. RefSeq names its product docking protein 4 (gene dok4). The transcript has 10 exons. The record is from RefSeq and is a predicted model, not a curated record. Bases 869 to 1852 code for a protein of 327 amino acids. Gene Ontology annotation, biological process: cell surface receptor protein tyrosine kinase signaling pathway. Gene Ontology annotation, cellular component: cytoplasm. Lineage: Eukaryota; Metazoa; Chordata; Actinopteri; Perciformes; Bovichtidae.